Messenger RNA from Mangifera indica (mango), 2764 nucleotides. Its product is annotated as beta-glucosidase BoGH3B-like. The transcript is spliced from 9 exons. NCBI's taxonomy places the organism in Eukaryota, Viridiplantae, Streptophyta, Magnoliopsida, Sapindales, Anacardiaceae. The record is from RefSeq and is a predicted model, not a curated record. The coding region runs from base 442 to 2265 and encodes 607 amino acids. Gene Ontology annotation, molecular function: beta-glucosidase activity. Gene Ontology annotation, biological process: glucan catabolic process.
AGUAUUCCAUUUUGGUAUGGAAUUUAAUGGAGUGUGAAAGCAAAAUCUUAUUAUUUGGAUAAUUUUUCAAAAGAAGAAGAGUCAAAUGACUCGCUCAAGUCAAACAUGGAGUUGCAUAUGAAAAUCUGGUUCUCUUCUGUUUUGAAUUGCUUCAUUUUUCCUUUUUUUAGUUAUUAACGAACAAUGCUUUGACAUCCUAUCUUCUCUGAAUGUUGGUUCUCACCUUCAAGUCUAAUGGCCUUGACCGACAGAGCUUCUUACUUGCCUUGAUUUACCUAACACUGUACCCACCAAACUGCCUCUAUUUAUCACCUGUGCCGACGAUUUAUUAAAUUGUUGAUAUCUUCACACAGUAUUAUGUCUGCUUGUUUGCUUCUUCAUUAGCCGUCUAGUUGCAACACCUGUACCGAAGAACAAGAUAAGGUAAGCGAGAGGCCAGCCAUGGAGAAGGAGUCCAUUUACAAGAACCCAAGUGUCAAUAUGGAGGAUCGGAUCAAAGACCUUCUCUCUCGCAUGACCUUGAAAGAAAAAAUUGGUCAAAUGACUCAGAUUGAGCGUCGAGUCGCCACUCCCGAAGCCCUUAAAGACUUCUCCAUCGGGAGUAUACUUAGCUCCGGGGGGAGUGGACCAUUUGAGAAUGCGUUAUCUCAUGAUUGGGCGGAUAUGGUUGACGGGUACCAAAAGUUAGCACUUGAGUCCCGGCUUGGUAUUCCGAUCAUUUAUGGUAUUGAUGCAGUUCAUGGUAACAAUAGCAUCUAUGGUGCCACUAUAUUUCCUCAUAAUAUUGGCCUUGGAGCCACAAGAGAUGGAGACUUGGCACGAAGGAUUGGAGCUGCAACAGCUCUUGAAGUUAGGGCCAGUGGGAUUCAUUAUACUUUUGCUCCCUGUGUAGCUGUAUGCAAAGAUCCCAGAUGGGGAAGAUCUUAUGAGAGUUAUGGCGAAGACACAGAUAUUGUUAGAAAGAUGACUCCCAUUGUCUCAGGAUUACAGGGAGUGCCACCAAAAGGACACCCCAAUGGCUACCCUUUCAUGGCUGGAAGAAAUAAUGUUAUUGCAUGUGCUAAGCAUUUUGUUGGAGAUGGAGGUACAAAGAGUGGUAUAAAUGAAGGGGAUACAAUCAUAUCCUAUGAUGAUUUGGAGAAAGUUCAUAUGGCACCUUAUCUGGACUGCAUUUCACAAGGAGUUUGCACUGUCAUGGCAUCAUAUUCUAGUUGGAAUGGCCGCAAACUGCAUGCUGACCAUUUUCUCUUGACAGAAGUUUUGAAAAAUAAGCUAGGUUUUAAGGGUUUUGUAAUUUCUGAUUGGGAAGGUCUUGACCGACUUUGCGAACCCCGUGGAUCAAACUAUCACUAUUGCAUUUCGGCUGCUGUUAAUGCUGGAAUUGACAUGGUCAUGGUUCCUCUCAGAUAUGAACAAUUUGUGGACGAUUUGACAUUUUUGGUGGAAUCUGGAGAGGUGCCACUGUCCCGGAUUGAUGAUGCUGUUGAACGAAUACUGAGAGUGAAGUUCGUUGCUGGACUUUUUGAGUAUCCCUUCUCUGAUAAGUCUUUGCUUGAUACAGUUGGUUGCAAGCUUCACAGAGAAUUGGCUCGUGAAGCGGUUCGAAAGUCCUUGGUUCUUCUGAAAAAUGGAAAGAAUCCUGAGAAGCCUUUUCUUCCAUUAGACAGAAAUGCUAAAAGAAUUCUUGUCACUGGAACACAUGCUGAUGAUCUUGGGUAUCAAUGUGGAGGAUGGACAAAAACUUGGUAUGGAGUUAGUGGCAGAAUUACAAUUGGUUCAACCAUUUUGGAUGCAAUUAAAGAAGCAGUGGGGAAAGAAACAGAAGUGAUCUAUGAAAAAUAUCCAUCACCAGGCACUUUAGCAGAACAAAAAUUUUCAUUUGCCAUUGUAGCUGUAGGUGAAGAACCAUAUGCAGAGACCCCUGGUGACAGCUUGGAGCUUCUAAUCCCCUUCAAUGGAAGUGAUGUUAUCAAGUCAGUUGCUGAAAAAAUCCCCACAUUGGCUAUUCUGAUAACUGGAAGACCCACGGUUGUAGACCCACAGUUAUUGGGAAAAGUAGAUGCUCUGGUCGCUGCUUGGUUGCCUGGGAGUGAGGGAGGAGGAAUUGCAGAUGUUAUCUUUGGGGAUUACAAUUUCACUGGACGACUCCCAGUGACAUGGUUUAGAAGGGUUGAACAGCUGCCAAUGAAUGCUGCAGAUAAUGCAUAUGACCCUUUAUUCCCUCUCGGUUUUGGGUUGGCAUUCAAUGAGAAGCCCUUGGACUAAAUAAUUUUAUGCACCAAGCCGGCCCAAGGUUUGAGGUUCUACCUGUGGAAAUAACUAGUUCCGAUCAAUAAAAUUCUACCACAAUCCUGCUGUUCCCUAGUCAUAAUUCUAUCAAAAAUGUUCAUGAACCUGUUGUUUCAAUGAAGGCUAUUAUUGUUUGUUGAGCAGGGGAUUCAACUUGGUAAUAAGCAGCUGCUUGUGUGAAAACUAUGCUGAGUCGAGUAUGAUCAUAUCAAUACACAAAUACUGAACUAUUUCGAUCUCCUGUCAAAAGCAGGAGAUAAUAAGAUAGAAUAGCAGAUCAGAAUCCUAGAUGGUGACAGAUCGAAUUAUCAUAAUACAUCGGUAUGUUAAAUUUUUUCUCUUCUUCUAAGAUGCCUCAAGCCAUGUUGUUGUAAUUUGAUAUGUUUCUCUUGAAUAACUAAAUCUCAACUCCUUGAUGCAUGAUUGCAUUGUUUAAUGUUACUGAGAUAUAAUACUGCUUCUUACCCUCCCUUCA